GCUGUAUUCCGAGCUGUAGGUGGAAUGAGGCUGUUGAGGGGUUCUUUCUUUAGGCUCAGCCCACAAACGAAAAUGUAAAUUUCGCAAAAUUAUUUUUAGGCUUUAUAGAGGAGAACUUCCGUGACAAUGACUGUAUUCCUUUGGAUCCGGGGAGAUGUGGGCUGUAAAGAGAAUAUCCGAUUUUGGCUUAUUUUUUUCCAAUCUAGAUAAAUUGGAAGACUUUCACAUCGAGUAGCCUAACGUUAUUAUAUUUAUAGGGCGGAGGCAAACAUUUGCAACAAUGGGGUUUGCAUUUUAGAUUUCGGAGUGCAGUGCGUUGCUGGACACCACAAGCGAUGCUUGGAUUGUGUAAGCUAUCGUGUCUCGUUUUCGGAGAAUAAGAAAUAAUUAACAAAUAACGGGAGCGUUGUAGCCUUUGCUGUGAACCUCCGAACCAUAUUUCAGUUCUGAAUAGGCUACCACGUGCAUUGUGUACUUUUCAGAAGAGUUCUAUUUAACUAAUGAAGGACAUUCUUUGAGAAAAUGUUCACUUCAGAAUGUGCCGAAUACAAUGCGGUACAGUAGACUACAUAGCCUGACGUGGACGCAUUGAGCUGCUGUUCUGCAGUUUUGGUCUUAGCUGUUUGCCACUUUGUGGAUUAUACCCAUCUGUUUAUUGUCAGAGCGUCUGUUUAGUUUUUGUUCUCUAUAGAAGUCCAUAUCAUCAGAACUGAUACUGAAGAUGAGGAACGCAGAGGAGGCGGAUGGAUUUGAUGGCGAGGCCUCCAACACUUCAAUGAUAUCUGGGGCUAGUAGCCCCUAUCAACCGACAACUGAACCAGUUCAUUCAAGAAAUGUAUUCGGGGGAAUCCGAUGUGACACGGCAUAUCUGAAAUCAAAUUUAGGAAUUUUAAAAAUUAUUGAAGUGGUCCUCUCUCUCAUUGCCUUCAUCUGCAUAGAGACCGUUAUGGUGUGUUUGCCCUGUGGAGGUGUGUACUUCUUUGAGUUUGUCAGCUGCAGUGCCCUCCUCAUCACCAGCAUCCUGCUCCUGAUCUUCAGCCUCAGCAUCCACACCAAAGUGCCCCACAUCAACUGGAGUCUCACGGACCUGGUCAGCACCGCCACAAGCUCCUUCUUUUUCCUCCUUGCCUCAAUCGUGCUGGCAGCACUGAACCGCAAGUCUGGAGGAGAAAUCACUGCUGUGAUAGUUGGCUUCCUGGUGAUGGCUGUCUAUGCCUUCAACACGUACCUGGCAGUGAGGAGCUGGUGCACAAGAGAUGGAAGCUCCAGCACCACUCAAUCCAGCGAGUACAUCCGCGCCCGCAGCACAUAAAGGAGUGAGGUGGAAGCAUGCCCUGAGCUCCAGUAACCCACCCAGCUCAGACUGGAAGGGUGCUCACAAUCUCUCAUCUGUUUCACCUGCUAUGUUCCCAGGGACAGCCUGUAACUGGCCUCUGCCUAAUAACCGAGCCCAGGGAGUUGGAAUUAUUAUAGCUUUUAGUGGUAUACUGAACAUCAUCAUGCCACAACGACAUCUAAAUCUUCCUGAUGACAUUUUAACUAGGCUGUUGACUGUUGACCACACCCCCAGAGGGGGCCUCAGUGUGACCAGCGUGGCCAAACAGACCAGUCUUGGAAGGCUGCAUGCGUCUGUGACAAAAAUUAUUUAAAUUUUUUAAAUAUUCUAGAUGUCCUAUCAAAGAUUAUGAGAUCGUUAUUAUUUCUUUAGUACAAUUAUGAUAAUACAGUACAUACUGUAUAUGUUGUAUAAAGAUAAUGAGUUCUUAUAGUUGUCUUGUGGUAGUUUUCUAAAAGAUGCCAGUGGGUGACACUGUUUUUUUCUUGGAAUUAACCUCUCAGUGAACUGGUGUAAACCAGUGGGUUGUUACUCUAGUUUUUAUUAUGAUGUAGAUACGUCUAGUGAAUAUCAUUAACUAUCUCAUGUUUGGUAAACUAGGUCUAUCAGCAGAUUUACAAAGCACAAAAUGAUAUUGUUUCAGAUGGAUACAAUUCAUUAUCUGUGGUUUGGAAGAGCUGACUGAUUCCAUUGCAGACUGGCAAGUUCCUGAGAACUUCAGAACAUAUUCUGCCAUUUUUAAUUCACAUAAUGUGUCUUGACAAAUACUUCUGAAGGUUGUUUGAUUACAAUAUUUAUAAGGAACAUUUGUUCCAUAUCAAUAUAAAAUCUAUUUGUUUUAAAACACUGCUAAAACAAAUCUUGGGUCGAUUGCAUUAUCAUACACAGUUUUGCUCUAAACAAAGCUUACCUGUACAGAUCUCACCUGGACGUCAAAUAUUUUGUCUUCCUGAAUCACAGCUGUUAGAAGUGUUGCAGAACAUUAUCAGAAGCAUAGCUUUGAAAACUAGCAUUAGGCAUGAAAGUCUAAUGAUAUCAGUAAAGUGAAAAUAUAUUACGGAUAUUUGUAAAUAAUGUUUAUGAAUAACAUUCCCAAUACCACCUAUGUAUCAAUUUCAUUGCACUGUAACCUUAUUUAUUUAUUCAGUAACAGCUUUAAGAGAGGCUGCUUAAGAACUACCAAAUGAAUGGUCUGCAUAGAUAAAUUGUUAUCAUUAUGCCAAGAAAGGACAUCAUUUAUUUUAUCUUAAAUGUGGUUAAAUGUGGAUAUGUUAUACUUAAUGCAAAUUAAUGCUUUACAUUCUCAUCAUGAAGGAGGUUUCUCUGAAAAACAGAGUUCUUUUAGCACAAUAAUAUUGGGGAUAAGUGUGGAUCAGGAUUAAAACUUGAGUGGAUUUCUACUUUAAUAAUACAUGUAAACAAUUUUAAUGCAUAAGAUGAUCUUGCUGCAUUGCUUGAGGAUUUUGAAUUUUAAAAAGCAUAUGCAUUGGUUUCUUUUCAAGAGAGACACACUGCUGGACCAUCUAGUCAUGCAUAUUCAAAUGUUAAGUCUCACAAGCAUACCAGUCUAGCAAUUAAUUCAUAUAAAAAUAUUGGGGGUGAUAUGUUUCCCCCAAACCUGUGCAUGUGGUAAAAAGCUGAGCUGCAUUCAAUGUGUGAAGAGAGGCUGCAUGAGGAUUUUAGAGGUGGGUGAGAGCAAAUGUUUGCAGAGGUUGUAUUUUUUUCAGUUUAUACCAUAUUUUCCUAGUAAGUUACCACAUUUGGGCCAAGAAGCAAACUUGUGGUCUGCUCACUUCCUAAGUCAGUUUAACUUGAAUGAAUAAUUGUGUGUUGCAGCUCUGCUUUGCAUUGCCUAAUUCUGUGUCCCAGAGAAGAGCGUAUGAUAGUCAAACCAGGCCUACUGCAUCAAAAGGCUCUAUUCCUUAAGCGCCAAAACGAUUUGCUGGAUUUUAUAUUCAUGUUACAAUGUAUUUUUACAAAGUGCUCACUGUGAAACAGGAAACUCAUAGCCUUCAACUUGGUGUGGCUGUGAAUUGGACCCAAAGUCAAAGUGUGAAGGAGAAGUCCUGAGGUGUUUAAGUUACGUAUUUGUGAGUGUGAAAGUGACAGGGCAUUAUUCUGCUCUUAUUAAUAGACCCAUUGAUGUUUUAGUGGUGCCUAAUAAUCUCUCUGGACUGUUGUUGAUUAUAUGUAUAUGUGGGUUUUGAUAAGCUGUGGAUAAACUUUGUUGCUGAAGUGUAUUUAUUACAGCUCUGUGUAAUGUACAGUUUAUGCACUUUGUUUUAUAUACACGUAUGAACUCUGUGUAUCAUAAGGAUUUCAGUAGCACACUUCAACCAUGGUGCCUUAAGUCAAAGGCCACACCACCAAGACUUCCUGACUAGGACUAGGAUAAAUAACCCAAUUUUUAAAGUACUUGGCAUUUAUCACAGUAAUGGAAUUGAAUCACUAUACCGGAGAACAUUACUUGCAUUUUGUGUAUGUGUAUUGUUGAGAGGAAAUGAUGGACACAUUCUAAUCCUGAAGGUAAUCCUAAAGGUACUGUAGGUUUUUACAUUCAGUCCUAAACUAUUAAUGUGAUUUAAAGGCUUAAAAUAAUGGACCUUUUAAUCAAUUAUGUGUUUUUUUAAAUUGGUGAAGACUGUCAAUGCUCAUUGUAGACUUUGACCUAAUUUAGUACUUCAAAAAAAUGGUUCACAGACAUUAUGCUUGUGUUGAUGAUGUGACAAUUGCUAUGGUGACAUUGGCCUUGUUUCCACAAUCACCGUGGGAGUGCAUAUAUAUGAAUGAUAUUUGUAUGUGAAUGUCUCUUCAAUCAAUUGAGGGUUUUAAAGCCUAAAGAUUUUUGUCAAUGUACUUACCUUAUUUUCUCUCAUAUCAUUUCUCGUUAUCAUUUAUUAUUUCAUAUCCCAUUCAUCAAGCAAGACAAUGGGCUAUAGACUAAGAAUCAGUCAACAUACGUUUAUAGUUUUGCUUAUACACAGACAGUGUUUCAAAUGGGCAAAAUAGGUGAGAAAUGCUGUGGCAAAUCCUGAAAGGAGCAGUUCAUACAAAAAUGGACCAAUUUGUCUGAUUUAAAGCAGUUCUGCAAAGAAGAGUGGGCUAGAAUUCCUCCACAAUGAUGCGAAAGACUGGUCUCAAAUUACAGGAAGCGUUUGGUUGCAGUUAUUGCUGCUAGAGGUGGUGUAACCAGUCAUUAAGUUUAAGGGGGCAACUACUUUUUCACAUGAUUGAUAUGGGUGUUUGAUAACUUUUUUCAUUAAAUAAA
Anguilla anguilla (European eel) is the source of this 4604-nucleotide messenger RNA. Its product is annotated as CKLF-like MARVEL transmembrane domain-containing protein 4. Lineage: Eukaryota; Metazoa; Chordata; Actinopteri; Anguilliformes; Anguillidae. Gene Ontology annotation, cellular component: membrane. The transcript is spliced from 4 exons. Bases 722 to 1312 code for a protein of 196 amino acids. The record is from RefSeq and is a predicted model, not a curated record.